Messenger RNA from Patiria miniata (bat star), 6409 nucleotides. It is a transcript of the gene mau2, whose product is annotated as MAU2 chromatid cohesion factor homolog. Lineage: Eukaryota; Metazoa; Echinodermata; Asteroidea; Valvatida; Asterinidae. The transcript is spliced from 16 exons. The record is from RefSeq and is a predicted model, not a curated record. The coding region runs from base 100 to 1890 and encodes 596 amino acids. Gene Ontology annotation, molecular function: protein binding; double-stranded DNA binding. Gene Ontology annotation, cellular component: chromatin; SMC loading complex. Gene Ontology annotation, biological process: mitotic sister chromatid cohesion; maintenance of mitotic sister chromatid cohesion.
GUCGUUUUUGGCGUCCUUCAUCAGACAGAAAAAUCGCAAAUCGCGAGUCGAGUAGAAAAAAAAUUCGACCAGCGGGAAGGCCCAAGUAACGACCCAAAAAUGGCGUCUGCCCCGCCGAUACCCACAGAUUCGUGGUACCUGUCUCUUCUAGGGAUCGCGGAGAGCUUCAGGACGGCCAGCCCGCCCAAAAUCAAGCACUGUAUCCACUGUUUACAGUCCAUUUUUCACUUCAAACCGCCGCCGAGGAUCGAGGCCCGAACACACGUCCAGCUAGGCAGCUUAUUGUUCACGCACACGAAGAACGUCGACCUGGCGCGGACACAUUUGGAAAAAGCGUGGGCCGUCUCGCAGAGUAUUCCUUCAUUUGAUGACGUCAAAUUUGAAGCAGCAAGCCAGUUAGCGAGGAUACAUGAAAAACAAAGCCAAUUACAUCUUGCGAAACAAAUUCUACGCAAAGCCAUCGGUAUUUCGCAGCAGUCGGCAUACUGGCACUGCCUUCUAUUGUUCCAGCUAGCACAAAUCCACACACACGAGAAGGAUUUCAUCUCGGCGUGCGAGCUUCUCGGCGUCGGCGCAGACUACGCAGUGGUUGCAAGCUCCGAGUACACGAGGGCGCUGUUUCUUCUCAGUAAAGGAAUGUUAAUGUUGAUAGACAAGAAGUAUGCAGAGGUGCAUCCUGUGUUGUCCACCUGUGGCUCCAUCAUUGACAACUACACCGGCAGUGACACGAAUAAGGAAUCUCUCAAAGUCUACUUCCUAGUGUUACAAGUCUGCCAUUACCUCAUGGCUGGACAGGUAAAAAGUGUGAAAACAGCACUGAAGAACCUCCAGCAGUCUAUACAGACGAUUACCAUGCUGCAUUCAGAUGACGAACCAAUCUCAAGUAACCCAGCGGAUCUUUUUCAUUGGUUACCGAAGGAGCACAUGUGCGUAUUAGUAUAUCUGGUAACGGUGAUGCACUCAAUGCAAGCAGGCUACAUGGACAAAGCCCAGAAGUACACAGACAAGGCCCUGCUGCAGAUAGAGAAGCUCAAGAUACUGGACUCUCAUUCCAUCCUGUCGGCGUUUCAGCUCAUGCUGCUGGAGCAUAUCAUCAUGUGCAGGCUGGUCAUGGGCCAGAAAUCCCUGGCUGUACAAGAGAUUUCCCAAGCGUGCCAGGUGUGCUCGCAGAACCCACGGUUACUCACCACGCACGGUGCUCAGCUACACACGUUACUGGGGCUUUACUCCAUGUCCAUGAACUGCAUGGAGAGUGCGGAGGCACAGUUCACUGCAGCUCUAGCGAGUACGACGCAAACGGAAUUAUGGCAGUUUGCAUCCCUCAAUCUGGCAAUAGUUUACCUCAGGUCUGGCAAUAGGCAACAGGAGUUAUUAACAUUAUUAGAGCGGAUCAACCCGGAGGUGUUACCCACAAAUUCACACAGCCUUCGAGCGGCAUCCUACUACGUCCAGGGUCUGCAGGCGUUCUUUCAAGCGAGAUACAACGAAGCAAAGAGGUAUCUGAGGGAAACGUUAAAGAUGUCCAACGAGGAAGACUUGAAUAGAUUAACGGCCUGUUCACUGGUGCUACUGGGGCAUAUAUUCCUCUCCUUGGGAAGCACAAGGGAAAGCAUGAAUAUGGUCUUACCAGCCAUGCAACUCGCUGGGAAAAUCCCAGAUGUACAUGUUCAACUAUGGGCUUCUGCCUUACUGAGAGAUUUGUACCACUUGGAGGGGGACCCGGUAAGAGAAAGGGACGGCUACCAGAUGCACACGUCCUUCUCACAACAGCUGCUCAAAGAUCACUUCCAAUCAUCUCAACAGUCAGAACACAACCUUAUACAGUGGACGGAAGGCCCCUGUCCGAUCCAUUUACUCCAGGGUGACGGAGCCAGCUCCAGCAUCUUAUAGCAUUCGCUUCCCACCCUGCAUCGGACCCCAUCCCCUCUGCUGAUUAAGAGAAAAAAAUACCCGAGAAAAAAAGUGUGCCAAUUCUUCUCAAGAUAAGAAUUAUUCUUUUCUUGUCCAUUUUUUUCUUUUUUUUGUUGACUUUUUCCCUUCUUUCCUAAUAAAAAUUCUAUCUGAAAUGUUUUGAUACUGAUGUAAAAGAACAACCCACAUUUAUAAAAUGGGGAUUUACAUCUUGUCCCCAAAUUCAAGUGAAUUUCCCAUUGGAUAAUUUUUUAUAUUGUAAUAGCAGACUGUUGAGGGGGCUAUUGUCAUCGCGCUGUUCAUGAAGGAGUUUCUCAUUAAACUCUUUGCAUUAUGCUUUGUGGUAAAUUGUGCACAGCAAAUAUUAGUUGCAUAUGUUUCGCCCCAACUAUAGCCUCAUCCCAACUAUAGUUCAGCAAUCCCAAGAAUAGUUUGGGCAGUCCCAAGUAUAGUUUGGGCAGUCUCAACUAUAGUUUGGGCAGUCUCAACUAUAGUUUGGGCAGUCUCAACUAUAGUUUGGGCAGUCUCAACUAUAGUUUGGGCAGUCUCAACUAUAGUUUGGGCAGUCUCAACUAUAGUUUGGGCAGUCUCAACUAUAGUUUGGGCAGUCUCAACUAUAGUUUGGACAGUCUCAACUAUAGUUUGGGCAGUCUCAACUAUAGUUUGGACAGUCUCAACUAUAGUUUGGGCAGUCUCAACUAUAGUUCAGCAAUCCCAAGUAUAGUUUGGGCAGUCCCAACUAUAGUUCGGGCAGUCCCAACUAUAGUUCAGGCAGUCCCAACUAUAGUUUGGGCUGUGAAGAUUUUCUCUUCUACUUUUUUGGCCCUUCCUGGAUGGUCAUUGACUAGGCGAGGGGUUUGAACCAGAUGGGAGAUAUUAUACAUGCAGGUCUCAACAUUUUUUUUUAAUAUCAAUUCCUGUUCAAAGUGACCGGGUUUAACCAUGCAGCCAUGGUUUAACUGUCUAAUACGAUAUGGUUUCUAGUCCUGACAAGACAGAAUUUAGUGUUGGCAAAAUUAAAGGCAAAAAAGGAUCAUUUGCAUUAAUCCCAAUGUUAACCUGCCACAUUAUUAUCAAAAUGCUGUCAUUCAGAAAAAACCUAGAAGUGUGGGUGAUUUUCCAACGAUCAGUGAUUGUUUUUCUUCAGAUCAAAAUAUCGUGCAUGGUUUUUCACUGUUUUCUCGAAAAGUGUAAUAUCCACUGAGCUACGAUUUCAACAGUUUAGGUUUUGAAUUCUCUUCUUUGGAUUUUGAGUGGUGUUAACACACAUGAAAAGCAAAUGAUCCUAUAUGCCUUUAACAUCUAUUGUAUUAAAAAACAAAACAAUGUGAUGAAAUCCCGUCAUUUUGUGCAGCCUUAGAAUACUAUCAGCAGGACCAUUGUUUUUGUCCUGCCCUGGGUCAUCAAAAUCAGCCGUAUCAAAGCCUCCAGAUCAGUUAUCAUAAUUGUCAUCCUUCUCACCGUAAGCAUUGAAAGUGUAAGACUUUUUCUAAAUGUCCCUUGCAAGUAUAUCUGGCUCGUAAACUUGUCUUUUGUCCUUUUUUUUUUGCAUUUUGCAUUUUCUUACCAAAAUUGCCACCCAAUUUGCCAUGGAGGUCAUUUUUAUCACAUACGGUCAUGGUGUGACAUAUAAAAACAUGCUUUUAUCUUGUGAUACGAUACUCGGUGUCUGUCACCCUUUCAAGUUUCAAGUCCCCAUCAGAUACAGAACCUACACGGACCAAUUUCUCUGUUUCCUUUCAAUGUUCAUGAUAUUGCAGACUGGCGGUGCAUAUUUUGAUAAAGAAUACAAAAAAAGAUAUUGAGCGACAGUCUGUACAAAAAUUGGGUAGGGAUUUUUUUUUGGGUGCAAAAUGCAGACUUAUUUUUGCAUCUUGGAAACCCUGUAUUUUCAAAUCUGGGUAAAAAUGAUCAGUUUGCUGAAUUUGGCGAGGCACAGACAUCGACAUCUUGCAUGAACAAAAUUCUGAGAUGAAUGCUUUAUAUAGCGCCCUCUGUUGGCAGAAGUUGGAAAGUUUCCCCGGAUACUGCUGUAGACACAGAACAAACUGCAACAAAAAACUUUUGCUGAAAUCCGAAGUUAAAAUUUUUAUUAAUUUGCAUGAAUAUUAGCGGUCCUCAUUGCUGAUGAUUGCAUUUUCCCCCCAAAUAUUAAAUUUCAAAUUGUAAAGGACUUUUUUUAGGGCAGGUUCAGAAAACGGACAUCACUGGAAACUGUGGAGUUGGAAUGAAUUUUAUACCAAAUAGUAUGAGCCAAGUUGAUUUCCAAGUUGACUCCUUAAAUGCUUUAUCCAAUUCAUUGAUCAUCUCUCUGUGAGUUUACUGGAAAUUAAAACAAAAAAAGGAUCUACAGUAAUAUAUUGCUGAUCUUUCUAUAAUAUUUUUUACAUGUUUUGUCGGUGACCUGCAGAGCCAUCACUGAAACAGUGAUAAGCGUUGAGAGUUUUUAUCGCAGUUGUCACAGAAAUACAUUUCCAUGGUUGAAGUGUAUAAUCACGCCUACUUGGGAUAUUUUCAAUCCUGUUAAAAAAAAUAUCCCUACUUUAUACAAGAGAGAGAGAGAGAUUUUUUUAUUAUUAGGGAAAUUAUUACAAUGAAACUCAAGAAGCCUUGGUAUUUUCUCACAGGGCCGAUAUUGUAAAAAAAAAAAUGAAGAGAAAUUGGGAAGACGGAAAACUGUGAGUUAUAUGGAGUCGUAGAUAGCUAAAAAACUGUAUGUAUGUAUCUUUUAUAUUAAACAAAUACUUGUGUAUUAUUUGUCUCAUUAUCUUUUUAACUUAUUGCUGUGGUAUCACCAAACGAUAUUGCUGCGGGAUACAUGAAAUAUCCUGCGGUGUGUUUUUUCCUGUACAUUUCUGUAAAUACUGUACAUUAUCAAUUUUGUUUUUCUUGGAGAUACAAUCUUUCAGAAAUUGGUGUCUGCGAGCGUUUUAGUUUUACACAAUUUUUUUUUUAGUGGUUGUUACAUUUUAGUACAGAUUUCUAAAGAAGUCAUUCAAGGACAUGUCCAAGUUAGUUGAACCAGAUUUUCCGUCACGUCAGUAUUUUUUUUAAACAACGUUUGUCUUAUUUAUGUUUUUCUUUUUUCUUGAGUAUAGUUGUAAUGUCCGUUUAUUAGCACACCGAUUUUGAAUUGGACAGAAAAGUGUAUUCAUCAGAUAUUUUAAUGGUGACUAAAAAGUGCAUUAGCUGUCCACCACAAUUAAAGAAAUCAUCUGAAUAAGUCCAAAGGCUGAUCCACGGUAGGUUUUUAGGAUGGCUACCCCCCCCCCCCCCCGACUAAUGUUAAUUACUUACAUAAUGGGGAAAAUCCCAAAGUGACUUAAGUUACUUGUAUCAUGGCAUCACUCAACAUUGUAAAUCUUGAUUCAUUGAUUCAGGCAAAUUUUCGUCUAAAAGUUUGGUGUCAGAUUUGACCCAGAAUCCGGGUUCUAUUUGACCUGGAAUCUGGGUUCUAUUUGGCCUGGAAUCCGGGUUCUGUUUGACCAGAUACUUUACAGUGUCAAAAUGACACGUUCCUUGAUGUCAAAAUGACACCUUUGCCAAUGUUGCUGUGUCAAAAUGACCCAGAAAACGAUCCAGCGAUGUGUCAAAUCGGACCAUGAAACGUAUCAGGUCAAAUAGUAACCCGGAUUCCGUGUCAAAUCUGACCCAGAAUUCUUAGAGGGUAUGCGUUGACUGCAAUGUUUCAUUCACCCACCCUUGAAAAAUCUUAGACUCGACGCCCUAGCCAUCCCCUGCUGGAAAAUCCUGGAUGCACUAAAGGGUUCGUCCUCCAUCGUUUAGUUUCUACAGUAGUACUGUACUAUCAAGAAACUAAACGAUUGAGGACGAACCCUUUCCCAGCUUUUUGGAGUUAAACUCAGAUCUCGUUUUCUCCCCCAACGGAACCCACCGACACAGUAAUGGAAAGAAAGAAAUACAUUGUAAUUAUUUUGUAUUAAAAGGCACAAUUCGCGGGUGGUUCAUCACGCGUUUUCCAAAUUACGACUUUGUAUGUACAUUCGGCUACAUCUCUGCCCUCGGAAUAAUAUUUAUCUGCAAACAACUCUUGUAGUAUCAUGUCAAAUUAAAGUAACAGGCAGGAAAACGCAUUAAUGCAGGUAUGGAACGAAUAUCGUUAUUGUUAAAGCCUGUUUUGACCAAUCAGAUAAUUUGAAUUGUCCAGUGUAUUUUUGAAUGUCCGUUCACGUUUUGAUCAAACCCAUAAUUGGGCCUCCAACCACAUUUUAAUUACACCGAACCUGUGUUAUGUGUUUAGGCCCUGGAGUUUAGGAAGAAAUGUUUUUGUAUUUAUCAGUUUUUUUGUAAAUAAGUAAAUCAAAGACUUUUUAAUUUAACUGUUCGGGAUUUGUACUAAAAUCAGAAUUAAAAUUGGAAAAUUAUCUCGCACGAUCGCCGCUAACUGAUAAGGACAGCCUGUAUAGUUGUACAUGUAUAUUGGGAGUUUUUAACGAGCCUGAAUAUUCGAAUAAAACUCGAACCUAAAUAUGAAACC